Messenger RNA from Guillardia theta CCMP2712, 790 nucleotides. RefSeq lists its product as hypothetical. The transcript has 12 exons. NCBI's taxonomy places the organism in Eukaryota, Cryptophyceae, Pyrenomonadales, Geminigeraceae. The record is from RefSeq and is a predicted model, not a curated record. The coding region runs from base 149 to 763 and encodes 204 amino acids.
GCAGACUGGAGUGCACUGGAUCUGUUAUGAGGCUGUAGAUGGGAUUGGUACACAUUCUGAGCAGAAGUGCAUCAGUGUUACAGUAGUCGAGCAGCAGGCUGUGCUGAGCUUCGCGACCCCGACGGCCAACCAGUCGGUGUCGUUCUACAUGAGGGAUACGAAGACUGUCUCUAUCAUCGGACAGAGCAGUAUCCCGUAUGACCUCUUGGAAAUCUCCGUGGAAGGCACGAUCGAGUAUGGGCAGGUUGUGACUGUCAACACGCCAAGUCAGCAGACCAAAGUCAAAGCGACGGACAGCGUCAAUGUCGCACAACUGACGGCAGAAUUUUCAUGGCGGCCUGAUAUCAACAUGGGAGGGUACAACAAGACGAUCUGUUUCCGCCUAUCAGCAAGAGGAGAUAUCUCGAGACCAGCGGUCGCCAGCACGUCCGUCUGCAUCCGAGUUGUGGUCCCCAAGUGUAAAUACAUGGCUCAGCCCGGUGACGAUCUGCAGCGGAUCGGGCAGAUCUUCAAGGCUGACUGGUUGACGAUCUGGGGAUUGAAUGCACAACUUGACAACUCGACGGUGGAUGUUGGGCAAGAGGUAAACAUCGGAAGGUCGUACAAGGUCGUGCUAGGGGAUACCCUCCUUUCCAUCGCCAACCUGUUCUCCGUAACGGUUGCUUCCCUGCGUCAGCUGAACUUUGACGUGUCGCAAGCCAAGUCAGCCUACACCCUCGAGCCUGACACGUUCGUCUGCCUGUUCCCUAACACCUGCCCUUGAGCCUCGUCAGUGAAGCUACGAAUCUCA